GAAAGGUGAGGUGCCUGUAAUGAGGAGAGGAAUGUUUGGAAUGUUCCAUUUCAUUAGCGCUCGGUCUCAGAUGGGCGUGGAGGAGCCGGAGCACUAAAGCAGGGAUUCAGCAGUCCUUUUCAAACGGGGAAAUUUCCAGGGAUGCCGAGGUGAGUGAGACACGAGCGUGUGUUUAAAGCUCGACUGUUGGUUCUGGACUUCAACACGACUCUACUGCAAAUGCGCAAAGCGCGUUUCACGCGUGAUUUAUUGCGUGUUGCGGGCGGUCUGCUCGUCAUCGCGCCGAUCAUCUUUCACCAUCAAACCCAGCGCGACACUUGAGAUUUCACCAUAUCACCAGCACAUAUGUGAUUUCGCUGCUGUUCGGGAACAUGCGUCAGUGCUGCACCACCGUGUGAUUGAUUUAAACCAUGGAGCCCAAACCCGACUGCUGCGCUUCAUCGGUGCCAAACUCCCAGUGUGAGCUCAAGCUGAACAUCUACGAGACCAUCAGCGAGGGAAAUGUGAAUCAGCUGGAGGGCUCUGCGCUGGUGCGGGCGGGCAGUGACCCGAGCUCAUACCCGUCCUCCAAACACCACAGGUUCAUCCGCCGGAGCCUGUGGUUCGCGGAUCAUGACGAGCACCCGCCGGACGACUGCGCACCCGAGAGUGAGGAGCAGAAGAAGAUGCUCAGCAUUAACCUGCGCACCAUAGUGGACCGGACUCUGGCCGGACGCUCCGGUCUCCACGAAGGGUCGAGCACGGAGAGCCAGAAGGGCCAGAAAGACCCGGACAGCACCAGUGCGGAUGAGAAGGAGAGAGCAGACCCUAAAGCGGGCUCCACGGAUGCGGGGAAGAUGAGCAUGAAGGCGGCCAGCGAGGAGAACGAGGAGGAGGCUGGGAUGAAGGCGAUCGCCACCUCUCCAGGAGGACGCUUCCUCAAGUUCGACAUCGAGAUCGGACGCGGGUCCUUCAAGACCGUCUACAAGGGCCUGGACACGGACACCUGGGUGGAGGUGGCGUGGUGUGAGCUUCAGGACCGCAAGCUGUCGAAGGCGGAGCGGCAGCGCUUUAAAGAAGAGGCGGAGAUGUUGAAGGGUCUCCAGCACCCGAAUAUCGUGCGUUUCUAUGACUUCUGGGAGUCUCCGCUGAAGGGCAAGAAGUGCAUCGUUCUGGUCACAGAGCUCAUGACGUCAGGAACGCUCAAAACGUAUCUGAAGCGCUUUAAGGUGAUGAAACCCAAGGUUUUGCGCAGCUGGUGCCGUCAGAUCCUCAAAGGUCUGCAUUUCCUGCACACGCGCACUCCUCCCAUCAUCCACCGGGACCUGAAGUGUGACAACAUCUUCAUCACGGGCCCCACGGGCAGCGUCAAGAUCGGCGAUCUGGGUCUGGCCACGCUCAAAAGAGCCUCCUUCGCCAAGAGUGUGAUCGGUACGCCGGAGUUCAUGGCCCCGGAGAUGUACGAGGAGCAUUACGACGAGGCCGUGGACGUCUAUGCGUUCGGCAUGUGCAUGCUGGAGAUGGCCACGUCUGAAUACCCGUACUCCGAGUGCCAGAACGCCGCGCAGAUCUACCGCAAAGUCACCAGUGGAGUGAAGCCUGCCAGCUAUAACAAGGUGAUGGACCCUGAGGUGAAGGAGAUCAUCGGCGAGUGUAUCUGUCAGAAGAAGGAGGAGCGCUACACCAUCAAGGACCUGUUGAACCACGCGUUCUUCGCCGAGGACACGGGUGUGCGGGUGGAGCUGGCGGAGGAAGACGACGGGGUGAAGGUGUCCAUCGCGCUGAAGCUGUGGGUGGAGGAUCCUCGCAGGCUGAAGGGCAAGUACAGGGACGGAGGAGCCAUCGAGUUCAGCUUCGACCUGGAGAAGGAGGUUCCUGAAGCCGUGGCGCAGGAGAUGGUUGAGUCUGGUUUCUUCCAUGAGAGCGAUGCAAAGAUUGUGGGCAAGUCUCUCCGUGACAGGGUGGCUCUGAUCAAAUGGCGCCGGGAGCGGACGGUGCCGAGGGCCUCUCAGGGUGGCACUGCCCCGUCCAUGCCAGCCGGGACGGUACCAGUCCUCUGUGAACCACCCUGUCUGGUGGAGCCCGAAGAGACUGAAGUGGACCAGCAUGCCCGCGUGUGCCAACUUAGUGCCAUGACUACAUCCACCACAUCUGACAGUGGCAUCGGUUCAACCGUGUACUCUGACUCGCACAGCAGUGGUCUGCACAGUGUCAUAUACCAGUCACUACAGGAUUCGGUCUCCACCACAACCCAGGAGGGUCCACAUCAUACAAGUUCCUCUGUAAAUUACUUAAUCAGAAGACAUGAGCAUCUCCGACCCACAAGCCCUUCCUUCCUUCAAAUACCACCAGACCAAUCAGAGUCGACAGAAAGAGGAUUCGAAAGUUCCGGCUCUAUGAAUUUGCUGUCCGUUCCUUUGCCUAUUAUGACCCGCCGCUAUAGCGACACAUCAGUGGAAACAUCCUCCGAGACAAAGGGGGAGGAGCCUGUCUCAAUGGUGAGAAAGGGGCGUCGCCUUUCUUUAAACCCCACCCCUCACCAGCCACCGUCCCCAUGUCAGGCCUGCCUGUCGUUAUUCCUACUUGGGACUUGUGCAGAUGGAAGACAUACGCCCUAUUCUUCACUUAUGCUUUCAGCCACAGGGGCUCGCAAGGGCUCUGUCAAUGAGACCUCUAACCUCUCCCAGCUCAACAAAUCUCUGGAGAGCAUCACAGGCCACAAACAUCAGCCUGCUCUUGCCUUUCUAAGAGCCCCACUGACCAAGCCAGAAAGAGGGUCCUAUCGGCCUGCACGCAGCCACAGUGAUGAGGGGCCCGCCAUGGAGUCGUCUGGUGAGGAAUUGGCAUCACGUCGCAGAGCAAGUUUUUGUAUUGGCGAAAACUCCCUGACUCAUGUGCCUGCCGUUUUGAGAGUCCAAAGUCAGGCGGCACCUUCCAUAGCUCAACACGUGCAGACUUACCCUCCUGCAUCCUCCGAGACCCCUGCACAGCCCACCGGACAGACUCUGUCCACUCCACAGCCGCUGGCACUUCUGCACGGCAUAUUGACUGCACCACAAGCCAUGAAUCCACAGCAGCUUGGGUCUUCAAGUCAGACUGCAGAGAUGAACACGCAGGCCCAUGUGUCGCAUCAGCCUGCAUUUGUGCCGCAGAGUGCCACAGCUCCGAGUUACCAUCCUGCCACAGCAGAGCUAGCCAAUGCACAGAUAUUUCCACCUGUGCAGCACACUGCAGUCGCAGCUAUCCCAUCUAAAUCAAAAGCAGCGCUGCCUGCGGAUCAGAGUUUCCAGAGUGGAGCCUCUAGCAUUCAGCAUGUCUCAUCAGCACCUGCACAGCCUCAACAAACACCUGCGUUACACCUUUUGCAGCAACCACCUGCGAAUGCCACAACAGACGGGCAACUCCAUGACUUCUCCAACUUGCAGCAAACUGCUCCUGUGCAUCUGAGCCAGGCAGGCUCUGCACCAUCUUUCCAGCAGCUCACCAUUCAAACACAACUAAUGGACAGCUGGCAGCAAAGAGUACAGUCCACGUCCAGUCUUCUUACACAACCCGUCCCCCCUCCACAGGCGGCAGCUUACCUCACACAGUUUCCUUCCCUUAACACAGCUCAGUCAGCUGGGAUUCCUCCUCCUGGAUGUGACCCGUACCCCUCCUGCUUUCCCUCUGUGCAGUCGUCCCUCACUCUGCCAGUCCCAGCAUACCCCAACAUCUCGCCAACUUCAUGUUCACAGAUAGAGAGUUCUGCGCUAACUCAGUUCCCGCACCUGUCCUCCACCUCCCCUAUACCCUCACAAUGUCCCGUCCCACCCUUCGCUGCUCCAGUGUUCUCGCCUCCAUUGCCAACAAUUCACCAGUACCAGCAGGCCUAUUCUGUUGCUCAACAACCCACUGUAAACUCCAUGGCCACUCUCUCUCAACAUUCCCACAGUCAGGCCACACCCUCUCCAAACCCCACCUCUAUGUGUGUUGGAGCCCCGCCCACUAAACAAGCUCAGCCUAUACAGGGAUCUUUGACCAGCCAAUGCCAAACUGUUCACGUGGACCAGAACUCUUCCAUCAGCCAAAAUGCACCUCAGCCUCCCACAAUACCGCAGCUCUCGCCUUUUAGACCCGUCCUCGAUACAUUCAGCUCUGCUGUGCCUGUGGACCAAAACCAGGUUCCUCAGCUCGCGGUUCAAGCAUCUUUACCCAACAUUCCCAAUGCAGGAGCCCGUGCCAGCCUGAGUCAGCAGAACCUGGUGGGCAUCAGCAGUGCAUGUGGAGGAGCUCCUCCGGGCCCCGCGGAACUAUUUACUGAGGAUCAUGUUGCCGAUAAACAGGCAGCACCGGCUGGGUCCACUUAUGACAGUAUAAACUCAGAUGCCACAUCCGGUAAAGAGAUGAGUGAUGGGAACGAGGGCUCCAACAGAGCUCGCAGUGAAUCCCGAGUCCGAAAAAACCUUCGCAAGACAUCGCGCACUCGCUCUCGACAAGACAAGAUGAACAGAUCCAAACUCACCAUGAUCAAAGUGUGCGACACAGGAGACAAGAUGGUGGAGUGCCAACUGGAGACUCAUAACCAUAGGAUGGUGACAUUUAAAUUUGACCUUGAUGGAGAUGCUCCAGAGGAGAUUGCCACGUAUAUGGUUGAGAAUGAGUUUAUUCUGUUGCUGGAGCGGGAGAUGUUCAUCGAGCAGCUGAAGGACAUCAUGGAUAAAGCCGAGGACAUUCUGAGCGAGGACGCUGAGGGUGAGAAGGCCAACGUCCAGACCUCACCCCUCCGCCAGACGCCCGUCACCACAGACUCCGGCGCACAGGGGUCAAAACCUGAGCACACGCAGUCUGACCAGCUAGUCUAUAAACAGAACGUGCUUCACACAGGAAAGCGCUGGUUCAUCAUCUGUCCCGUCGCUGAGACGACCGUGCCUGACAGAGAAGAGACGAACGCAGAGAGUUCCUCUACAUCUCAAGCGCAGGACGUCAACAGUGCCAAACCUCUGCAGACACAGCCAUCAAUGCCACAGGCGUCUCUCUCUGACAGCCCUCAGACCGCCUGUCCGCCGGGUGUUUCUAUGGUUUCUGAUAUCCCAUGCUGCUCAAUAGCGCCUCCUGUGUCUCUCGAUGUCAUUGCUCAGAAAGUCGACGAAACCCCUCAGCAGCCCGUGGCUCAUGAAGGCAGCCCGAACGCAGAGCCGUGUGUCAGCCAGACUCCAGCCGUGGUGCUUCAGCAACCCUUUGCCACGCCCACUCCACAAGCUGCUGUCAGCAUCAGCCAAUCACAGCCUCCGAGCAUCAGCCAAUCACAGCCUCCGAGCAUCAGCCAAUCGCAGCCUCCGAGCAUCAGCCAAUCACAGCCUCCGAGCAUCAGCCAAUCGCAACCUCCAAGCAUCAGCCAAUCACAGCCUCCAAGCAACAGCCAAUCACAGCCUCCGAGCAUCAGCCAAUCACAGCCUCCAAGCAACAGCCAAUCACAGCCUCCGAGCAUCAGCCAAUCGCAGCCUCCGGGCAUCAGCCAAUCGCAGCCUCUGAGCAUCAGCCAAUCGCAGCCUCCGGGCAUCAGCCAAUCGCAGCCUCCGGGUAUCAGCCAAUUACAGCCUCCGAGCAUCAGCCAAUCGCUGCCUCCAAGCAUCAGCCAAUCGCAGCCUCCGAGCAUCAGCCAAUCGCAGCCUCCGAGCCCCACCCAUCAGCCCCAACCCGCCACAGCAUCGCAGGCGCAGCCGGCCGAGUCCGACGGCGAAGGGCCGCCCCGACUGGAGUUCACUGACAGAACCAUAAAGACUCUGGAUGAGAAACUCCGAAACCUUUUGUACCAAGAGUACCACCCAUCGCAGACCACAAGCUCCGCCUCCGAGCCGCCGGGGUCCCCGCCGCUGUCGGACAGCCAAGGCAGCGAUGGGGCCGCCAGGAACGCAGAGAAACUGCCUCAGAUUCCAGAGAGGUCUGACAGUCUCGGGACCUUGAGUGACUCCGCUGUUGCCCCGUUCAGAAGAGCCCUGAGCAGAACGGACUCCGGGGCCGAAUCCGGCACGCACGCAUCCAAGAGCCACUUCCAGAUUGUGCCGGCUGAUUCAGACGCGUCUUCUCAUGAUGGUGGAGGAGAUCCUGUGAUGGAUCUGGAGUCUGGAUCUGAGAACAGACACAGAUCCUCAUUACAGUCAGCGAGCAAACGUUACUCGGCACCUGCAGACUUAUAUCAGGACACACUUACUUCCUUUCCAGAGUCCAGACCCACAAUGCCUUGCGCUCGGAGCUGUCAGUCAGCUGAUGGGACGAUGCAGUGCCUGUCCUCUGACUCAGGAGAGGAGGAUCCGAGCGGGGCCCCGCCCAUCAGGCCCUCGGCUCCGGCUCCGGCCCGGUCGGACUUCAUGAAGCGUGCGGUAGCUUUCCUCCGGCGCUCGGGUCACAGUAGCAGCGUGCAGAGCUCUGAUUCGCCCUCGUGUCCUGUGGCGAACGGACACGCCCCUUCGGCCGCAAGCCACGCCCACUCCGCGUACGUCAGCAGCGAUAAUGACUCUGAGUUUGAGGACGCUGACAUGAAACGAGAGCUACAGAAGCUGAGGGAGAAGCACAUGAAGGAGAUCUCUGAGCUCCAGGCCCUUCAGAGAGGAGAGAUCGAGCGGCUGUAUUCUCAGUUAGGUCGGCCUGUUCCCCCCAGCAUGGGCUUCCCGCACGCAGUGCCGCCUACAGGCCGGCGCCGCAGAGCCUCCAAACACAAGCUGAAGGGAAGCCGACUGCUCAAUCCCAUGGUGCAACACCUCCGGAGCAACCGGAGCAACAGCUCAACCGAGACGUGCUCCAGUGCGUCGGGUUCUCCGGUCAAGAGCUCUGUGGGAUCCAGCACUGCCAGUCCUGUGUCAGAACCGCUGGAGCCGGUCCAAACCCAGCAGCCCUGCUCGCUCAAGGGCUCUCUGUCCUCCGACAACAUCUACGGCCCCAACACACCACCCAGACAAGGCUGGACCGUUUACCACCAAACAUCCGAGCGAAUCACCUAUAAAUCUAGUAGCAAACCGCGCACUAGAUUCCUCAGUGGACCCGUGUCUAUGUCCAUCUGGUCCACUCUGAAACGACUAUGUCUAGGGAAAGAGCGCAACAGUAGGUCUCAUAACGCUGGUGCUUCAUCAUCAUCAUCCGCAGCCGUGCCGUCUUCAUCGCCUCGGCCAAUCACGGCGCUCGUCCAGGCUCAAGCCAACAACAGCAACAACAAGACUGGCACAUUCACUGAUGACUUACACAAGCUGGUUGAUGAUUGGGCGAAAGAGACUCUUGCCUCCACCCCUCAGCUCCGCCCCUCUGUGUGUCAGAUCAGACCGCAGAGAUCUCAUCACUCCUUCCAGACCAGCCACAGUGCAAUGGCCAGAGUCCCCAAUCAGGUACUAUAUGAGAUGAGAGGCUCAAUCCCUGCGGCGGCUGUGAAGCUCCAUCUACCCCUGUCCUGCCCGCUGUCAGCAGCUCUGGGUCCCAUCAUGCCUCACGGCAUCACCAGCGGCCCGUCGCCCGUCAUCCAGCGGGGCGGAUACCUGAUGCCCACCGCCCCCUUCGCUGGGAUGAUGCCAGCCCCUGUGUAUCCACACCAGUGGUCCGGUUUGCCCAGUCCAGUGGGAAUGUUUGGAACGGCAGGGAUGGUCCCGUAUCCGACCAUGGCCAGCCCGGCACUGCAGACGUUUCCUCUGGUGGUCAAAAGCCCAGACGCCCCAAUGUGCCCCAGCAAAGCCAGGACUGCAUGAGCGCUUCAAACUCUGUUCUGCGUAAGGGUAAUCAAUGCACACUUGCAGAGGGAUAAUCCCGCAGACUCAAACUGACUGGGAGUUCCUGCAACACGUUUUUAACUCGGCUUCAGGAUCAAACCACAAUCUCUCCUCCAUGUCUGUGUGCUUUAGAUCGCUGUUGGAUGGUAGACGCGUCUGUACAAAGCCUUUGAGCCUGUAAAUAUGAGGUGUGUGUGUGUGUGUGUGGGCAUGAGGAGUGUAUUGAUGUCUCAAUCCAGUCCUGUGGGCGCCGCUUGCACGUUUGUUUGUUUUUAACUUUUAGCUCUUAUGUUUGAAUAUGAAUUGAGGAGUUGUUAGUGUUGAGGGUUUGGCUGAGAUUAGGCCUUCAAUUAUAAUUGAAUUAAAUAAUCAAUAAUCAUUUUGCUGAUUGACUAAAACCUCGGGAUGCAUAAACGGCAUAUUGGGCCUUGAAACACGAGCAGAAUAAAUGUAGUCAUUCUUAUCUAAAUCUUAUGACGAUUUGUGUAAGAAUGGAAAUUCUGCUCAUGUUUUAUGAAAGCAUCCCAGAGCUGAACAUCGAUUAUGGUCAGAAAUAUCAGUCCUGCUUUCCAAUCAUAUGCGUUUCAUUCAUUUACAGCACUUUCAUUGACCGUUUACAGAAAUAUCCAGCAAUUUCAGACCACAGGACAAAAUCCCUACUUUAAGAAACAAUUCAGGAUGAUGUAGUGCCUUGAUCGGUCAUCAGUUUUCCCUCGAAAGAUAUUAAUUGGUUUUAAAGGGCAUUCCUCUUCUGUUCCUAAUGCAAUGGUGUUUUUUUUUUUUUGCAUAAUCUUUUUUCAAUUUACGUCCCCUUUCAGUUGAAGCGAGUUUGCAUUGAACAAACCUAAUCCUUUGAAGUGUAGCUAGUAGCCAGUUUGAUGAACGAAUGCGGUUGAUGUCUGGGUUUCUGAUGGGUUACAAUCAUUCAUAAGCAAUACUGCACUAAGCACAGAGUCACAGACGCAUUUGAGGAACGACUGGUUUACAUUGCGAUGAUCUGAUGAUCGAUGCAUGCCAUCAAAGCGUCGCAGACGCCCAAAUACAGAAUUAAUAAUUACUGUGUAAACGUGCUCUUAUAAGUGCGCCGCCUUCCCUCUUUACAGCGUAACACAGGGACUGAAUGCAGGUUUGACUCUGAAUGUGUGUCAAAAUGACAUUGCAUGUGAUUCAACCUCCCUGUUAUGUGCUGCAUUAUCCCAACCCAUAAUGUGAACAUUGACAAACUACUUUACAUUGGACUAUCUUACCAAAUGUAACAUUUUUAUUUGCUUUGCAUAAUGACUGAGUUUAUUCCUUCUUGCACAGUGUUAAUGAUGUUGAGUUUUAAUUUCUUUUAAGAGGGCAGUGCAAUUGCUAGUCAUGACUAAUAUAUAUUGUUGUUUUUCAUAAAAGCGAUCCAGCAUGAGAAAGUGCAAGCGUUUGAAUACUAGCUCACAGGUGUACAACACGUAUUUGCAUCCAAAAUCCAAAUCCCAACAUAAACUCUGGUUUUAUUUGUAUGUUUGUAUGAUUCAAUCUUUAGUCAGGGUUAUAUUUCUAUUAUAACUGCCAAACUGUGAAUUGUACAGUCCUCUAGUAUUUAUUUCCUCAGUGCUUUGUUUUGCUGCAGCUUCUGUCCUGUAAUGUUUUUUCUUGCAUUUGUAUUGGAUGCUCAUCAAUGAUCUGCAGUUAGAAACGUUUCCGGGAGGUUUCUGAUAUUCUGUUCUUGCUGUUAUUAAUGCUGAUAAUAUAUCUGGCUAUAAUUACUCCACUUUGCCAUGUUUGUGUCUCACUGAUCUGAUGGUUAUGGACUUUUCCCGGUCUUUUCUCUGUGAAUGAUUGCUUCACCCUUCUCCGCAUUACUUUGCUCCGCUCAGAUCCCAAUGCACUCACAACACAGACUGUGUACAAGUUUAAUUAAGAAUAAAUAAAUAUUUUGUGCUUAAUA
This is a messenger RNA of Rhinichthys klamathensis goyatoka, 9636 nucleotides long. RefSeq names its product serine/threonine-protein kinase WNK2-like. The transcript is spliced from 31 exons. Gene Ontology annotation, molecular function: chloride channel inhibitor activity; protein serine/threonine kinase activity; ATP binding. Lineage: Eukaryota; Metazoa; Chordata; Actinopteri; Cypriniformes; Leuciscidae. Gene Ontology annotation, biological process: positive regulation of potassium ion import across plasma membrane; negative regulation of sodium ion transport; intracellular signal transduction. Gene Ontology annotation, cellular component: cytosol; cytoplasm. The record is from RefSeq and is a predicted model, not a curated record. The coding region runs from base 411 to 7688 and encodes 2425 amino acids.